AUGUCAAUCUCCAACACCACCAACUUCACCAACCCCUCCGCCUUCAUCCUGCUGGGCAUUCCGGGCCUGGAAACAGCCCACGUCUGGAUCUCCAUCCCCUUCUGCGCCAUGUACGCCAUAGCCCUCUUGGGGAACUCUGCCAUCCUGUUCAUUGUGAAGAAGGAGCCAAGUCUCCACGAACCCAUGUACUAUUUCCUCGGCAUGCUGGCCGUCACCGACCUGGUCCUCUCCACGUCCGUUGUGCCCAAAGCCCUCAGCAUCUUCUGGUUCAAUUCCAGGGAGAUCGAUUUCAGUGCCUGCCUCACCCAGAUGUUCUUCCUUCACUGUUUCUCAGUGGUGGAGUAUGGGAUUUUCGUGGCCAUGGCGUUUGAUCGCUAUGUGGCCAUCUGCCAUCCCCUGAGACAUUCCACUGUCCUGACGAACCUCGUUGUGGCCGAGAUCGGCCUGGCUGUGAUGCUGCGCAGUGGUGUGCUUGUACUGCCCUGUGUCCUUCUGGCACAGCAGUGGCCGUAUUGCAGAACCAACGUCAUCCCGCAUUCGUACUGUGAGCACAUGGCCGUGGUGAACCUGGCCUGUGCCGACACCCGGGUAAGUUCUUACUAUGGCCUCUCUGUGGUAAUCUUAGUGACCGCUAUGGACAUGGUUUUAAUCGCUGUGUCCUAUACACAGAUCCUCAGGGUAAUUUUUAGCCUUCCCACCAAGGACGCCCGGCUCAAGACCUUUGGGACCUGCGGCUCCCACAUCGCUGUCAUUUUAAUCUGUUACAUCCCAGCUCUCUUCUCCUUCCUCACCCACCGCUUUGGCCGGAAUGUGCCCCUUCAUUUCCACAUUCUCAUGGCCAACGUCAACCUCCUGGUGCCCCCCAUGCUGAACCCCAUCAUCUAUGGGGUGAGGACCAGACAGAUCCGGGACAGGCUCCUCCGGCUCAUUACUCAUAGAGGCACCUGA
Messenger RNA from Pelodiscus sinensis (Chinese soft-shelled turtle), 948 nucleotides. Its product is annotated as olfactory receptor 52E2-like. Gene Ontology annotation, biological process: G protein-coupled receptor signaling pathway. Gene Ontology annotation, cellular component: plasma membrane. Gene Ontology annotation, molecular function: G protein-coupled receptor activity; olfactory receptor activity. Lineage: Eukaryota; Metazoa; Chordata; Testudines; Trionychidae. The record is from RefSeq and is a predicted model, not a curated record.